Messenger RNA from Suricata suricatta (meerkat), 625 nucleotides. It is a transcript of the gene S100A9, whose product is annotated as S100 calcium binding protein A9. The record is from RefSeq and is a predicted model, not a curated record. The coding region runs from base 55 to 507 and encodes 150 amino acids. NCBI's taxonomy places the organism in Eukaryota, Metazoa, Chordata, Mammalia, Carnivora, Herpestidae. Gene Ontology annotation, cellular component: cytoplasm; extracellular exosome; nucleus. The transcript has 3 exons. Gene Ontology annotation, molecular function: calcium ion binding. Gene Ontology annotation, biological process: response to lipopolysaccharide; regulation of integrin biosynthetic process; leukocyte migration involved in inflammatory response.
CUGUGAGGCAAUCUUCCCGCGAGAGCUGAGUGUCUGGCGAGGGGCUGCCUAUAAAUGUUGGACACACACGGUGCUGUCAAACCGCUUUGCGUGUCUUCUUGGCAGGCAGAGUGCAGGAAGAUGGCGGAGGAGCAGUCACAGUUGGAGCGCGACAUUGAGACCAUCAUCAACAUCUUCCACCAGUACUCUACGCGGCUGGGGGACCCAGACAAGCUCAACCAGAGAGAACUGAAACAGCUGGUGGAAAAAGAGCUGCGAAACUUUCUCAAGAAGCCAAAGAAGAAUGACAAUGCCAUAAAGAAGAUCAUGGAGGACCUGGACACAAAUGGAGACAAGGAGCUGAGCUUCGAGGAGUUCACCAUGCUGGUGGCCAGGCUCACAGUAGCCUCCCACGAGGAGAUGCACAAGAACGCCCCGGAAGGAGAAGGCCACAGCCAUGGGCCAGGCUUUGGGGAAGGUGGCCAUGGCCACGGCCACAGCCAUGGUGGCCACGGCCACAGCCACUAGUCGGGAGGCCAGGACACCCUUCCCCCGCCCAACUAGGGCCACAGGGUAGUCAUGCCAAACUGCCUUAGCUAGAAGGCUGGGAACAGGGAACAAAAUAAAGUCUUCCUCCAAGCCUGCA